AAAAUGUGCAGUAUAUUGAUGAUAUUUUAUUUAUACGCCUACUUCUUGCUUAUUCAAACAUCUACACAAAAUGAUAUUUUUGAAAAACAGCUUAAGAUAAUCAACCGAGAGAUGGCUAGAACCAAAAAGUUUAAACACUACAGUGAAUGGUUAACAUUUAAAUUGAAAAUGCCCAUUGAAGAUAACUCUCUCGUCGUAAAAGAAUUGGAUUCAUGUCUUCAUAAAGAAAAAGAGCGUUUCGCAGAUCUCAACGAUUUAUAUCAGACAAUAUUAAGAUUAGUACAAGCCAUCAAAGACUAUAAUUACCAACUUGUUGAACGCGCUGUCAUAUCUAGGAUUCUGUCUGAGAUUUUAUACUAUUAAACAAUUGAACACACACAUCUGGAAAUAAGAAUAAAAAAGUGAACUUCAACUUAUUAUUUGAUUAUGAAAAAUUACUUGAUUUCAUUUUAAAA
This is a messenger RNA of Schistosoma turkestanicum, 455 nucleotides long. NCBI's taxonomy places the organism in Eukaryota, Metazoa, Platyhelminthes, Trematoda, Strigeidida, Schistosomatidae. The record is from the annotation of a GenBank genome assembly.